Molecule: messenger RNA, 1146 nt
Organism: Callorhinchus milii (elephant shark)
Lineage: Eukaryota; Metazoa; Chordata; Chondrichthyes; Chimaeriformes; Callorhinchidae
Product: zinc transporter 8
Exons: 8
Coding region: 1-1146 (381 amino acids)
Biological process (GO): response to zinc ion; response to glucose; zinc ion transmembrane transport
Cellular component (GO): plasma membrane
Molecular function (GO): zinc ion transmembrane transporter activity
Source: RefSeq, a predicted model, not a curated record
AUGAGUAAGGACAUCGAAAAAGAGCACUUAGUGAGCGAUUCAGAGACCAAGAUUUAUAAGUCUACCAGUGAAAGGCUAUCCUUUCAACAAACAGCCCUGGAUCUAGAGAAGAACCAUCAACCAGAACCUGGCACUGCAUCCAAUGGACUCUUCCAUUGCCACUACAAUAAAAAUGCCCUUGAAAAGAGAAAGAUGGAGCAACAGAAAUCUAAAAUAAGGCUUUAUAGAGCUUUGGCAAUUUGUCUGGUCUUUAUGAUUGGGGAGAUUGUUGGUGGCUAUUUCGCAAGCAGUCUGGCUGUUAUGACAGAUGCAGCUCAUCUUCUGGUGGACUUCAUAAGUUUCCUGAUCAGCUUGUUUUCAUUGUGGUUGUCUUCAAGGCCAGUCACAAAGAAAUUAAAUUUUGGAUGGUACAGAGCAGAGAUUCUCGGUGCCCUCUUUUCAGUUUUCACAAUUUGGGUUGUGACAGGAGUAUUGGUGGCCUUUGCUUGUAAGAGGCUGAUCAGUGGCGAUUAUGAAAUUAAUGGAGUCAUCAUGCUUAUAACAUCUAGCUGUGCAGUGAUAGCAAAUAUAAUAAUGGGAUUUGCGCUCCAUGAAGGUGGUCAUGGGCACAGCCAUGGAAAAAGUAGGAAUGAGCGUCUAGACGAAUCUGAUCACAGCCAUCAACCAAACGCCAGUGUUCGGGCUGCGUUCAUUCAUGUAGUGGGAGACCUCUUCCAGAGCAUCAGUGUGUUUAUUAGUGCACUCAUCAUUUAUUUGAAGCCUGAGUACAAAAUAGCUGAUCCUGUCUGCACUUUUAUUUUCUCUCUGUUUGUGCUGGCAACAACUAUCACCAUUCUCCGGGAUAUUUUGCUGGUGCUAAUGGAAGGAACACCAACAGGACUGAAUUACACUGCCGUGAAAGAAAAGAUUCUAAGAGUUAAGGGAGUGGAAACAGUGCAUGGCCUUCAUCUCUGGGCCCUCACCAUGAACCAGAACCUCCUGUCAGCACAUGUUACCAUAGAUGACGCACUGGAUCCUCAGGAAGUGCUUAAGGAAAUUACACAGGCUGUUUUUGACAGCUUCAACUUCUACUCCAUCACAAUCCAAGUGGAGCAGUAUGUUGACUCAAACCCAGAGUGUGUGUUUUGCCAGGACCCUAAAGAUUAA